This is a messenger RNA of Aureobasidium vineae, 2580 nucleotides long. NCBI's taxonomy places the organism in Eukaryota, Fungi, Ascomycota, Dothideomycetes, Dothideales, Saccotheciaceae. The record is from the annotation of a GenBank genome assembly.
AUGGCUUCUUUGAGUCUUGACGGAUCACCUACUCCCCGCAAGAAGACGCCUCUCAACUUCUUCCUCCACGACGAGGACCAAUUCGAAGACGAAAAUACUCAUAUCUCUGGUGGUGCUGUAGGUNNUUUUGGCUUUGUAAUCAUGUUUCGUUCCUUCGACUUAACCUUCGCUCAGCAGCAACCUAAGCGCGACACCAACACUGCCGUCUCGAACGCUGUGCCUCUCACUACCUCACGCUUCGGCAACCAACUGCCUCCCCCUCCUCCCAGCACUCGCAACUCUUCCUACAAGGGUCAAGUCGCUAUGCCCACCAUAUCUAUACCUCCCAACGGUCUCGGCCUUGAUAUCUCACACGCCCCUCCGGCUCGCAACUUGCACCUUGAAGAACUCUUGGCCAAGCUGUCUGAGCAGCAAGUCCUCCUCAGCAAGCAGAGCUCUGCCCUUCAUGCUCAGCGUGGUGGUGAGACGUCUCCAGACUCUUCCGGCUCUGGUGCACUUACCAACCCUUACGCCACCACUCCUCGCACUGACUCCCAGUUCAACGACGUCUCUCAAGCUGAUCUGGCCGAGAUGUUGCGUCUUAAGAAGGAGCUUGAGACUGCUCAGACCCAGAUUGCUCGCAUGGACCAGGAGUUGUCUCAGUCUCGCAUCACCAAGCACACUCUUGAGCAAGCCAUGGGCUCUCAGUUCGACUCGGACUUUGACCACAUCCGCGACCUUCGCCCUCAAGGUGUCGCUGCCCGCGUCGACAACUGGGUCCAGUCAACUGAGCCAGGUGUUCCUCCCAUCAACGCCAAUCCUAACAUCAACGCCACCCACAUGGCCCCUCCUCCUGCCCGUGGUAUCUGGGGCUCGGGACCUUCCUUCGGCCCUGGUGGUGCUGGAGGUCCUAGCGGCCCUGGAGGCCCUGGUGUUAUCGGCCAAGUACUCAACAACACCAACAACUGGCCUCUCAAUGACCCUCGUGCCAUGGCUGGUGCUCGUCCGGAGGUCAACAAUGCCAACAUGUUCCCCAUCGGCCCCAACACUCGUGGCUGUCCUCCUGCUCUGCGCAUUGACACGACUGCAAUGGGUCCCUAUCUUAGCGAGCCAUCCUCCGCCGCUGAUUUGUCCAUGCGCAGUGGUCUCAGUCGUCCAGCUUCGGCUUUCGGCAACCACCUUCACCCUUGGGGCCAGUUCAGCCCUAACGUCAACGCAUCUGAUCAUUCCGGUCUCACUCCACCCUUGACACCACUCUCUUUCCAGUCAAUGCAGAACAUGCACAACAUCGCCGGAAUGCCUCACCCUAUGUCUGACCAAGCCUUGAUGAACAAUAUAUCCUUCGGUUCCAGAUCCAACGGCACCAGAUUGUCACCCACUGCCGCCGAGUUCCAGGCCGGUGGCUACGCCAACGCUGGAUGGAACAUGAGCNNCCGCAGCUAUCUCACCAACGCCGAGCCCAUGAACUACCGCCGUCUUCUGGACCGCAACAUGAGCUGCAACUGGAAGUACAUUGUCGACAAGAUCGUCCACAGCAACGACCAGCAGGCAUCCAUCUUCCUGCAGCAGAAGCUCAAGGUCGGCACUCAGGAGCAGAAGUAUGAGAUUGUCCAGGCCAUCAUUGACCAGGCUUACCCUCUCAUGAUCAACCGCUUCGGCAACUUCCUGGUCCAGCGCUGCUUCGAGCAUGGUACUCCUGAGCAGAUCAUCGCCAUUGCCCGUGCUAUUCGCGGCAACACUCUCAACCUGAGCAUGGAUCCCUUUGGCUGCCACGUUGUCCAGAAGGCAUUCGACAGCGUUCCUGAGGAGUACAAGGCCAUCAUGGUCCACGAGCUCCUGCGUCGCAUCCCCGAGACGGUUAUUCACCGCUACGCCUGCCACGUCUGGCAGAAGCUGUUCGAGCUCCGCUGGAGCGACACUCCUCCNCAGAUCAUGAAGUAUGUCAACGAGGCUCUCCGCGGCAUGUGGCACGAGGUUGCCCUCGGCGAGACUGGCAGUCUUGUCGUUCAGAACAUCUUCGAGAACUGCCUUGAGGAUGACAAGCGUCCCUGCAUCAACGAAGUCCUUGCCAGCAUUGAUGUCAUCGCCCAUGGCCAAUUCGGCAACUGGUGCAUCCAGCACAUCUGCGAGCACGGCGCCAUUCCUGACCGCAACCACGCCAUUGACCACGUCCUUCGCUUCGCCACCGAGUACAGCAUGGAUCAGUUUGCCAGCAAGGUUGUCGAGAAGUGCCUCAAGAUUGGCGGCACCGAGUUCCUUGACCGUUACCUCGACCGUGUGUGCGAGGCUCGUGCCGACCGCCCUCGCAUGCCUCUCAUCGACGUCGCCGGCGACCAGUUCGGAAACUACUUGAUCCAGUACAUUCUGAGCCACGCCGAUGCUCAGCGUCGCGAGGUCGUCGCCACUCACAUCCGCAAGCACAUGGUCUCNCUUCGUGGCUCCAAGUACGGUUCUCGCGUGGCCAUGCUCUGCUGCAACCCUGCUGUCGCCACUCGUCCUGGCCCUCCUACUGGUAUUCCUAUGGGUCGCAACGCUGGCGGCUUCGGUGAGCGUCCUUACAACGGUCCCCGUGGCUUCCCCUACGGUGGAGCCUACCGCUGA